UUCAGGAUUUGUUGACCAGCUCAAACCUAAUUUUGUGAAGUCUAUUAGAAAGCAGAGUAACGCCAACGCAAUAGAGGCAGAGCUAUCCACCUUCUCUACCACCACACCACUACUUUUCUCUUAGUCCAAGUCAAACAAAAUUUCAUCCAACUUUCAUACAAAAUCUCUUUCCAUUUGUUACUCUCUUCUGCUCUCUCUCCAUUUUCCCUUCCAAUUUCAAACACUUCAGUUUCGGAUUCACCGUGAUUCUUCGGAGGAAUUGCCACAGUGAUGGCACAGAAGAGUUACAUCGUUGAGGUCGAGAAAGCGAAGGAGGCGAGUGAAGGAAGGCCAUCCAGAGGACCCGUGUACCGUAGCCUCUUCGCCAAGGAUGGAUUCCCUGCUCCUAUCGAAGGCCUCGAUUGCUGCUGGGACGUUUUCCGAUUGUCUGUUGAGAAAUACCCAACUAGUCCAAUGCUUGGUCGCCGGGAAAUUGUGGAUGGGAAGGCAGGUAAGUACAAGUGGUUAACAUACAAAGAAGUAUAUGACCAGGUGAUUAAAGUUGGGAAUUCCAUCCGUAGCUGUGGUUAUGGAGAAGGUGUAAAAUGUGGUAUUUAUGGUGCCAAUUCAGCAGAAUGGAUUAUGAGCAUGGAGGCCUGCAAUGCUCAUGGACUCUAUUGUGUACCUUUAUAUGAUACCUUGGGUGCUGGAGCUGUAGAAUUUAUUAUAAGCCACGCAGAGGUCUCAAUUGCAUUUGCGGAAGAAAAGAAGAUACCCGAGCUACUGAAGACAUUUCCAAAUGCAACAAAGUAUCUCAAGACUAUUGUAAGCUUCGGAAAGGUUACACCUGAACAAAGGCAAGAAGUUGAGAAGUUUGGGUUGGUAAUAUAUUCGUGGGAUGAAUUUUUACAAGUGGGUCAAGAUCAGAGUUAUGAUCUUCCAAUUAAGAAAAGGAGUGACAUCUGUACAAUAAUGUAUACUAGUGGAACUACUGGUGACCCCAAGGGAGUGUUGAUAUCAAAUGAGAGUAUUAUUACUCUCUUAGCUGGUGUUAAGCGACUGUUGGAGAGUGUCAAUGAACAAUUGAGUGAGAAGGAUGUAUACAUAUCAUACCUGCCUCUUGCACAUAUCUUUGAUAGGGUCAUUGAGGAAACAUUCAUAUGGCAUGGUGCUUCAAUAGGUUUUUGGCGUGGGGAUGUCAAAUUGCUAAUUGAAGAUAUUGGGGAACUAAAACCAACUGUUUUCUGUGCUGUUCCCCGUGUGCUCGAUAGAGUGUACUCAGGUUUGACACAGAAGAUUGCUUCUGGGGGCUUCUUGAAGAAGACAUUAUUCAACUGUGCUUAUUCAUACAAGCUGAAUAACAUGAAGAAAGGGUUUACACAUGGAGAGGCAUCCCCUAUUUGUGAUAAAAUUGUAUUUGAUAAGGUAAAACAGGGUUUAGGAGGUAGAGUUCGUCUUAUUUUGUCUGGAGCAGCACCUUUAUCUGCACAUGUGGAAGGUUACUUACGGGUGGUGACUUGUUGUCAUGUCCUACAAGGAUAUGGCCUGACUGAAACCUGUGCGGGAACCUUUGUCUCAUUACCAAAUGAAAUGGAAAUGCUUGGAACAGUGGGCCCUCCAGUACCAAAUGUUGAUGUUUGCCUGGAAUCUGUUCCUGAAAUGGGAUAUGAUGCCCUAGCAAGCACACCAAGGGGAGAGAUUUGUGUAAAGGGUAAAACCUUGUUUUCAGGUUACUACAAACGUGAAGAUCUCACCAAAGAGGUUCUGAUCGAUGAAUGGUUCCAUACAGGGGAUAUUGGAGAGUGGCAACCUAAUGGAAGCAUGAAAAUUAUUGAUAGGAAAAAGAAUAUAUUCAAACUUUCACAAGGAGAAUAUGUUGCUGUCGAAAACCUGGAGAACAUUUAUGGUCAAGUUUCCUGUAUCGAAUCUAUAUGGGUUUAUGGAAACAGUUUUGAAGCCUUCCUUGUUGCUGUUGUUAAUCCCAGAAAGGAAGCACUUGAACAAUGGGCACAAGAAAAUGCUAUAUCCAAGGACUUCAAUUCUCUCUGUGAAGAUGCUAGAGCAAAAAGUUACAUACUUGAAGAGCUCUCAAAGAUCGCAAAGGAAAAAAAGUUGAAAGGUUUCGAGUUUAUAAAAGGAGUUCAUCUUGACCCGAUUCCAUUUGACAUGGAACGUGACCUUAUCACUCCAACAUAUAAGAAGAAGAGGCCACAGUUGCUUAAAUUUUAUCAGAGUGCUAUUGACAACAUGUACAAGAGUGCAAAGUAAGUCGUGGCUCAGAGGGUGCUUUGGGAGUUUAUGUCACGGAGAAUUUAUUUUCAGCAAGUUAUUCUCUUCCUUCGAUUGUUUCCCUUAGGUGACUGUAUAUACGAUGAAUAUACGGAUACCCCAAUGGUAUAAAUGUAUUUGUAUUUAUAAUUUAUAAUUUCUUCACACCCAUACAUUUCUUUUUUUCUCUCUAGACGUGCACUUUUGAGUA
Messenger RNA from Vigna unguiculata (cowpea), 2458 nucleotides. Its product is annotated as long chain acyl-CoA synthetase 4-like. Gene Ontology annotation, molecular function: long-chain fatty acid-CoA ligase activity. The record is from RefSeq and is a predicted model, not a curated record. Gene Ontology annotation, cellular component: membrane; endoplasmic reticulum. Lineage: Eukaryota; Viridiplantae; Streptophyta; Magnoliopsida; Fabales; Fabaceae. Gene Ontology annotation, biological process: fatty acid metabolic process.